UGGGAGACGUCUUACCCGAAGCAGAGGGCUGACUCACGUUAGGGCUGUUAUGGCGGCUGCCGGGCGGGAUGGGGCCGGUCUUGGGUUUUUCCUGAUCUUCCUUUGCGCUUUCGUGGGCCCCGCGCAGUGCUGGGACCAUCCGGGGAAGGUUCUGCUGAGGGAGGUACAGGCGCUCACUCUCCACAGAGGUCAGUACACGGCAUUCCGGCGGACAGCUGCGGUCCCUCAGUUACAGUGCACAGGAGGCACUGCUGGAUGUUCCCAUGUCCCUGAGGUUGUUCAGUGUUACAACAGAGGUUGGGAUGGCUAUGAUGUACAGUGGCAGUGCAAAGCAGACCUGGAACAUAUAUACCGCUUUGGACAAAUAGAAGUGAGCUGUGAAGGCUACGAUUAUCCAGAUGAUCCUUACAUCUUAAGAGGCUCCUGUAGUUUGCUGUUCAGGCUAGAGCUAACUGAGGAAGGUGAAAGGAAAGUGAAGAACUCUGGAAGCUUUGGCUCUAGCUAUUAUCAGUCAAGAAAGGAUUCUUCUGAUUCUGGUGCUGGAAUGAUUGUUUUCAUUGUUCUUCUGGUUCUUGCUUUUGGAGUAUACAAGCUCUUCCUUAGUAACCAGCAGCCUCAGCAGAGUUUUGGUGACAGUGAUGGAUUCACUAGGCCUUCCUGGCGGAGUGAGCAGGCACCUCCUCCUGGCUUUAAGUCCAGCUUCACAGAAGGCAACAGCUUUGGGACUCAUUCCCAUCACGGAAACAAUUCAGGACCAGGGUUUUGGACUGGAUUAGGAGCUGGAGGCUUGCUAGGCUACUUGGCUGGCAGUCACAGAGCACAGCCACGUUCCCCAUACUACAGUACGUGGACAGAUGCCACAGCUGCUCCUCCAAUGAAUGGUCAGUCAAGCAAUUCCACACAAGGUACCAGUUCAGGAACAAGAACUGCCUCUGGCUUUGGGGGCACAAAACGAAGAUGAAAUCCUUGACGUUAUUACAUCUGAGUGAUUGAACUAAAUCUUACUGUGUACUAGUACUUUUUUUUUAUUAGUGGUAGGCUUCAAAAAUGGAUAUGAGAAGAGGUGUGAAGGAUUAGGCAAAGGAUUCCUCUCUUUCCCUGUUGAAAUGUGGACCCUCGCUCUUGUUUAGGGUAUCUCAGGUGCUGGAACAUCGGCUAUUUCAAAAGAGUGGCUUCUCAUAAGAUACAAAAUAAACACAUCCAAGUUAAGAAGGAUGUUACAGUGCCUGUAUAUCUGUUUAUACUUGAGGGAUUAUAGCAAUGGUAGCCUUACCAGAUUUUUCAAAGCAAGUAUCUUAAUCAUGUUCUGGACUUAAUUUAAUUUAAUCCAGAAUUUCUUGAUUUUUUUCUUGGUGGUCCAAUAUCAGAAAGACUAGCGUGUAAUUCACCUGAUGUCUAAGGCCUCCUGCUCUUUGAAGCUACUUCUGUUUUUGUAAAAUUCAGUGAACGUCACUCUUAAGUGCAGUCAUCUCAGAUGAGUGUUGGGGUUCCUUAGUGGAAAAGAACAUAUAGAGACUAACAUUCAUAUAAUGUUUGUAUCUUUGCUAUGUGACUGUUGGAGCCAAAAUUUGCAGAUUUGAGGACAUUCCAUGUUUUAGGGUUUAUCCAAGUGGCUGUGCAAACCUGGAGUAUUUUAUGUAUAAAUUAUGGAGGGGAAAAAAAAUACAGUAAUGAAACAAGAUGGUCCUUCUCUGAUUUGGACCUUUUUCUGGAAAACAGGUAAUUCUAAUUCAGGUGGCUCUAGGCACUUUCCCUGCAUUGAGGCUCCAGUUUUCUUCGUAGGUGGCUGUUAGCAAUGCUGUGAAAACUUCUGAUGUGAACAGUCUCUCCUGCUAGAUGACCUAUCCAGGACACAGUAAACCAAAGGUGCUUAUUGCAAAAGUGAAGGGAGCAUUCUUAAUCCAAAACUAGUAGUAAUUCUAGAACAUAGCAGGCCUUGAGAUUAAGCAAAGAAAGGAAAUUGAAUGUUUAAUGGGAUGUAAACUUUCCCAAAUGUAUUUUUUAAAAGCAAAAUGCUGUCAGAGUGGGAAGCAAAGAGGCCUAGCUUUGUUCUGUGAUGAUAUUUUGGGGCUCUGAGAAGUGUGUCAUAGUUCUUGUGUGAUUGACUGUGCUAUGGGAGAGGCAUUACUAAAAGAAAAAAAACCAAACCAAAACAAAAAACCCCAACCAGAGUAAUUUCUCAGGACUGGGGAGGCAGGGGAGAAGGUGAGUGAAAAAUGGGCUGCUUGACCACCAGAUCUUCUCCAGAGGCCAUCCUAGUACAGCUUAGAAGUGUGUGUGCACAGCUUUUCUAUGCUGGCAGCAGUCGGCAAAGCAUAGCUUUCAUCCUUGUGAAAAUAGUGUGUCUGGGAACUGAUGUAAACUAUUACAGCAAAAGCAAAGCACUGUUUUGCUGAUACAGGCUGCAUCUCCACAAGGAGAUUUAGCAGGUAUGGUUAGUCUGGGAAAGUGACUUCAGUGUUACUCAUCAAAAAGCAACUAUGUCCAUUCAUGAGUACAGAAAUAAUUGGCUCAAAUGAUAAUGCCAGAGUUCAAUGUCUGGCUUAAGAAAGAAAAAAAAGUAAAAUAAACUCUAGAAGUCAACAUAA
This is a messenger RNA of Athene cunicularia (burrowing owl), 2588 nucleotides long. RefSeq names its product store-operated calcium entry associated regulatory factor (gene SARAF). Bases 50 to 961 code for a protein of 303 amino acids. The record is from RefSeq and is a predicted model, not a curated record. The transcript is spliced from 6 exons. Gene Ontology annotation, cellular component: endoplasmic reticulum membrane. Gene Ontology annotation, biological process: regulation of store-operated calcium entry. Lineage: Eukaryota; Metazoa; Chordata; Aves; Strigiformes; Strigidae.